UUGUUUGUGUUUGACAUAAAUCUAGACGAUCUAGGGUUAUACAUUCCAAAACAUUGCUUUCGACGAAAAUUUUACUAAAAACCUAUAUAUUUUAAGUUUAAUAUGUAACGCAAAUAUAGCUUUUCAGUAAAAUUUUUCUCCAAAAGCAAUCUCGGAAUGUAUAAGCCUAGAAAAAAGAAAAGGACCAAAUGGCAAAUUUGAUCAGCUGUGUUAUGUGUUGCUACUUUCUCGAACGAAGCGCGGCUCGCUUUGAAUUAGCUGCAUCUCAUUUGCAAUUGAUCACAGCGACACUGCAGAAGAUUUCACGAGAGGAAGCGAGAAAACUGUGUAUGCCUUUCACCGCCUGAGCAAGUCAAUUUUUUCUCUCGCGAGCGCGCGGCCGAGGCGCAACGGAGAUCCUUCCCUGGCGUUCCUCGGCGUCGACGAUUUAACACGGGGGUCACUUUCUCGUAAGCCACUCCAGUCGCGCGAGCCGUGAAGGAAGUGCAGUGUGCGCGAGAGAGAAAGAGUGAGAGAAGAAAGAGAAAGGCGAGAUAAAUAGGAGAAAUAGGCGGUGUAUGUGUAUACGACGCGGAUUCCUGCAAAAUAAUUUCGCCCGCAAACUUCACGCUGUCGCGCGGCUCGCGCGGUACGCAGCGGUACGUGCUGAUAGCCCGACAUUGGUAUCAGACAUCAGUAUGAGCAAGACAACGGGUAAGGACAAAGACGAGGCCCACAUGACAACGCCUGAACUGAUCGAAACUCAUGGUUACGCAGCUGAGACCCAUCAGAUUUGCACGGAAGACGGUUAUUAUUUAACCGUACAUCGUGUGCUUUCUAACGAUCGAGUGCCAUCAGUGUCAUUAAACGUUGACGCCAUCAUAAAGACCAAUACGGCUGGUAUUGCCAAUGAAAAUGAAGACCGUAAUUUAUCGGUUUCUACUGAUUGUCAUCGAGUCUUAGAAACCCACGGAUGUCACAUCAGUCCAAGCUCUAAAUUACCAGUUAUUAUAAAUCACGGACUCGUAUCCAGUUCUGCGGAUUGGGUGCUCCUGGGACCAGACAAGGCCCUCGCAUAUGUUCUUUGCGACAAUGGAUUCGACGUUUGGCUUACAAACACUCGUGGAAACACCUAUUCCAAAUCUCAUAAAUAUUACUCGAUCAAAGAUAAAGAGUUUUGGAAUUUCAGUUUUCACGAGAUUGGAUAUUAUGAUUUACCAGCGGCGAUAGAUUAUAUCUUAGAAAAAACUGGUCAUUCCAAAUUGUAUUACGUUGGUCACAGUCAAGGCGCAGCCGCGUUUUAUGUUAUGGCGAGUGAAAGACCUGAAUAUAACGCUAAGGUCAAAGGAAUGAUAAGUUUAGCACCUGCAGUAUUUUUGGGGAAUCAAAGAAGUCCACUUUUGAAGCUUGUCGUACAUUUCUACAGUGUACUAGAUUGGGGAUCUUACAUUUGCAACACACACGAAUGGUUAUCUCGCAAUAAAUGGCAAAGUCGUGUAUUGAGGACCUUCGUAUACAACGCUCCUGGCACGCUGACAAAAGGUUUCUGUAAUUGCUGGUUUCAUCUCAUCGCCGGAUUCGGUAGCGACCAACUCGAUAAAUCAAUGCUGCCUUUAAUAUUCGGACACUCCCCAGCAGGCGCUUCAGUCAAACAACUUAUUCAUUUUAGCCAGUUGAUCCUCUCCGGAUCUUUUCGGAAAUAUGAUUAUGGCACUAAAGCAAAUUUAAUUCUCUACGGAUCUACACAACCACCUAAAUAUACUCUUGAAAGAGUAAAGGUACCUGUGGCGAUUUUUUACAGUGAAAAUGACUUUAUUACUCAUCGUACUGAUGUUCAAAAACUAGCGGAUAACUUACCAAAUGUUAUACAAACCGAAAAAAUAGCAUACGAAAAAUUCAAUCAUAUCGACUAUCUCUGGGGACGUGACGCAAGGACAAUCUUGUAUAACAGUAUCGUGACUGUAUUAAAGAAAUUUUAAUAUAUCGUGAUAUUUUAGCAAAAAAAAUUAUUUAAUAUCAAUUUUGUAUUUGCACGUAACAACUCAGGGAUAUCGUUUGUUAUUAAGUCCUAUAUAUAUAUGUGUGAAUACAAAAAUUAUUACAUCAUAUAUGUAGAAAAACUAUGACUAUUUGCAAAAAUAGAGAUAUUUUGUGUCUAAUA
Molecule: messenger RNA, 2140 nt
Organism: Wasmannia auropunctata (little fire ant)
Lineage: Eukaryota; Metazoa; Arthropoda; Insecta; Hymenoptera; Formicidae
Product: lipase 3-like
Exons: 8
Coding region: 558-1958 (466 amino acids)
Source: RefSeq, a predicted model, not a curated record